Messenger RNA from Exophiala oligosperma, 2063 nucleotides. RefSeq lists its product as uncharacterized. The record is from RefSeq and is a predicted model, not a curated record. The transcript is spliced from 2 exons. Bases 59 to 1948 code for a protein of 629 amino acids. NCBI's taxonomy places the organism in Eukaryota, Fungi, Ascomycota, Eurotiomycetes, Chaetothyriales, Herpotrichiellaceae. Gene Ontology annotation, molecular function: protein binding.
CCUGAAAUCUUAAGCACCUCGUCGUCGUCGACACAUCCACACCAAGUAUGAACAGCUGAUGCAUAGAACCCUCAUAAGUCAUGCACUGAGACAAAAAUGUCCUGUCCUCGCGAUCCGUCGUUCACCUACACUUCGCUGCUAUCGAGCCCGACCUUUCAAAGCGAAAGGACCCUCGGCCUGGCGCAGACCAGAUCACGGUCUGACACAACCUGGGGAACCUGUCGCUGAGCAGCAUGAAGUCUUGAGAGGCAAGAAAAAAGAGGAAGAAGCGCUCAAGGUGACCGAAAGCGGUGACGCUUGUUUCGCUUGGGCCUCAAAGUCGACUGCAUCGUUGGAGAGUACCGUCCCUGAGCCUAGGCAAUCUUCCUCCUCGAGCGAGACACCGAGUCCAUCAGCACGAGAAGGCCGUCAGCAUGCACUCUCAGGGAAACACGGCAAUGGCGGCGACUUGUUGGACACGGACCCUCUCAAAUCUAUCGCAGAAGGCGUCGACGCAGACGCAGACGGAGACGACCGUGACUUGACCGCUGAGCUCAAGCUCAAGCGACUCGAUGCGAAACCGGCGCAGUUUCGCCCUCUUCUCCGAGAAGUCCGAAGAAUUGGCAAAGUCAUCGGACGAGACAGGAACGGUCUGAACAGGUUGGUUGAUCGGAAAGAUGUGAGCACGCAGGUUCUCGAAGACGAACUGAAAUGGAUCGCAAAAACAACGCCUCAGCCAAAAUUGACCCGGGAGAUUCUCAACAUCCUAAUUGCGGACCGCAAGAUCAAACCCAGACCAGACCUCUACGAGGCCCUCAUCCUCAGCAAUUGCUCUCCGGAAUAUGGGUCUGCAGACAACGUGCGUGCCACCUUGGAAGAGAUGGAACGGGAAGGUAUCGCGAUGAAUCCUUCUGUGUACUAUGCCGCCCUGACGGCUCUGACGGUACACCCUGAUACCUACCUCCGGACCGGCAUCUUGCAACGCCUCGCACAACAAUGGGUCACGAUCCCUCCAUUGUACGUCAAGCUCAAUAUUGUCGCCAUGAUUCGCGAAGGUCAAUUAGAACUCGCGACGGUCGAGCUGGAAAACUUGCAACGAGAAGAAGACGGCGGCGGCGGGCACAUCGACGCGUGGGUAUGGACGAUCUACAUGCACGCCCUCUGCGACCACCAUGCCUUUGAGGAUCUUUUGCAGCUGUGCUACAAGCUGUACGAUUCCAAUUUCCCUUUCCCGCGGCACACGUUGCUCCACGUGCUCCGCAUCGCGAGCAGGUACAGCGCGAGGAACCAAAAGGACGCCGACGCGGCGGCCGCGUCGGUGACGCGAUGGGUCUGGUAUACGUACGUGGAGAACAUGCACGUCAUCCCGGACAAGGGGUUGUGUCUCAACGUCCUCACCAUCGCCGCCAGGACGAGAGACGUGGACCUCGCCGAGUCGGCCGCCGUCGUUCUGGAAAACGCCGCUGCCGGUAAAAAGACCACAGUCCCCAACAGCCUCGCGCCGUGGGAGAAGAAUGAUUCUACUGUUUCGUUGGAAUCUCCCGAACUUCCCGACUGGGAGGAAUCGGAGACAAGUUCGUCCUCGUCCUCGUCGGCGGAGAGAGAGAAGCACCGUCGCGACGGCAGAGCAACGAUACUGACAAACCGAGAUGAUGUCGGGGCGACAGUCAAUGAACCGAGGGCCGCUGCCUUCUCUACCCCACCGGACCUGCCUUCUCAGCCUCUUCCUCCCCGACAACUCUCCAGACAAGCUCUCGACUUGCUCCGGCUCGCUCGUGAAGGUGCAGGCACAGGAGACGCGUUGGGAAGUGAAACCGACAGAGACGUUGUCCGGUCGUCUGGCAGUCCGAGACCCAGGAACAACCCGGCGGUCUUGUACAAGUUCUUCCGCGAGGAGAGUGGCCUCAGAGGUGCACGUUUCGAUCCCUUGCUCGCGCUCCAAGAGGGUUGGAAGUGGAGAAAGAAGUAGCGAAUUGAAUUGCAAUUGCAAUUGCAUAUUAGAGACCCGCAAAACCCGCCGUGUCUUUGCUGUUUAUAUAUUAUAUCCCUUGGCUGCUCUACUUGAUAUCGAUGAAUGUCUCCUU